Molecule: messenger RNA, 1003 nt
Organism: Arabidopsis arenosa
Lineage: Eukaryota; Viridiplantae; Streptophyta; Magnoliopsida; Brassicales; Brassicaceae
Source: the annotation of a GenBank genome assembly
ACAAGGAAAGGAUCACAUUGUUUCUAAAAACCAAAACAGACGACGAAACAGACGAUUUCUUUCUGCAACCGUUUCUUACAAUCUCCGCUUCCGGCCGGCGCUGGCUUCUCCGGCGUCGGUCGUCUUUGUUUUUCCUUUGCUAUUCUAGUUCUUUGAUUCCUUUCCAUCGGUUGAAACAAUCUAUCGACAAAUUUCACAAGUUUCAUAGAUCGAUGUGGAGGUUUCAAUGGUUAUUUGUCCUCCUCUUUUACCGAGUGAGAUAUCUUCCGACCACGAUCCGACGAUAUCAUCGGAGUGGUGCCGGCGUCAUUCUGCUAAGGCUUUGCCUAAGCGGCUUCCAGUUCAAGUUUGCAACAGAUCGAUUGCACUAUACACGUGUGAUUGAAUCUAAAAUCAGUGUCUCCAAUUUGAAUCAGAUUUCUCAAAACCAGAUCUGGGAUCCGGGAAUAUCAAAGUUCGAGUUUGAAGAUGAUGGAAGGAAAUUAGGGCUAGAUAUCACUAAUCAGAGGCGCUUCCUACUUUACUCGACGAUUAUGAUUUCUUAUCCUUCUGUUCGGAAGCAGUUUACAAUCUCAAGGGAGGUUGGUGUUCUCUUUUUGUCUAUGUCGAAUUUGAAGGAUCUGGGCAUCACACUACGGCUAGAUCUUAUUCACAAGCGUCGUUUAAUACUCUACUUGACGGUUAUGGGAGCGUCUCUCACUUUCCGGAAGCGGAUAACAAUGUCUGGAGAGUUCCAAAAUCUACGGUCUUGCGAUGUAACGGAUGGAUCGCAGACUUUGUCUUUCGAAAGCGUAAAAGAUGGUUCAUCGAUAAAAUGAAGAUGUUGCCCAAGCUAGAAAGUCACACAAGAUUGGCGGAUAAGACGAAAGCAACUAAGCAUAUAAUUCGGAUUGCGGCGCCUAAACUUUUUUGCUUUUUCGUUACAAAAAUAUUUGAUUGUAUUUAUAUCCUUAUGUCUAACAUUACAAUCUCUGGUUCAUAUUAAUAAAGCUAUGAUUUGGAG